CUAUACUCAAUUCCUUCUCCUCUCAACCACCCACAUCAAUUCCCCGCCCGUAUUAUGCUGGUCAUCACCUAACGAUUUCUACAAAUCUCGAUCGCUCCAUUGUUGACUUGCCGUUUGAUCUGAUACAAUCCACAUAUUGAUCAGACCCGGUACAAUGUUCAACUCUUCUAACCAUCCGACCCCGCGCAAGCGUGCAGCUUCCCACUCUACCGAUCAAACCCUGCACCAUCAUCAUCAUCCCUAUGUUCAUGAACGCCUCCCGUCAUCCCCCGCGAAUCCUUUUUACGCCCAGCCUCACGAACCAAGUACCUCUUCCAAUUCCUUGCGCAGGUCGGCAUCACGACACCCUUACGUGCAAGAAAAUACCCAAGAUCGCAUACAUCCCUCCCUCCCCUCCCCUCACAAUCCCAGUCCUCAGUCCAGCCCCGUCACGUCCCCGUCCUCCGCACAUGGCGGCAGCAGCCGCUUCGCUGAUUCCCAAUCAUCCUUCACAUCCGAGUCAGCCAGCGCUGAUCCCUGGCACUCGCCCUCAGUACUCGAACAGAAUAGGAUGCUUGCAACGUCACGCCAACCACAUUUCAGUACCCCCCCAUCCCCGGCAAUAAGCGGACGCUCCAGAUCCAUUACUGAAUCUGAUCUUCUCCCUAUGCACGGUGCCACUCGCAAGCGUGUCUCUAAAUAUCCUUCGUCUUCUGCACGCCCGCGCACCGCUCCCAAUUCGCCAAGUCAUCCUACCCUGGAGACCCCUGAGUCCCCUGUUGCUAUGGGCAUCAAGUUCUUCCUCAGCAAACCUGCACUGCCGUCCCCAAGCCGUCUAUCACUACAUUCAGACUCGGGGGCCUCGUCACGUUCACGCCUCACAACCCCUCGCAAGUCGAGACCCCAUCCACCUGAACUUGACGUCUCGGCAUUCCCCUUCACACCCGGAUAUUCGCAUCCAGAUCAUGCCACGAGGGGGAACAGCUCCCCACCCACCAGCGUACCGCUCAUAAGCCAAGACAGCCUUUCCUUGUCUACCAAUUCCGUGCCUGCACAGGGGAAGGAGCAAAGGCAGCGGAAUGUUCUACGUAGGAAGCCGUCUGCAAAGGUCAAGCGAGAAAUGGAGAUGAGACAGAGGGCAGCGUCUGCGCAGGGUUCAGAACGCCCCUUGCGAGAUCCCCCAUUGACACCUGCGAGUACUGUUGUUCGGGCAUACAAGCAGCGAGAGGACACACAGCCCAUGGAAGGUGACCCUCCCUCCCCUUCGCCGAUCCCAUACUAUACUGUCUACGGAACACAGUCGGAGCACAGAGUUGCUGCAGGAGGGCCGGAUGACAACAGCAACUGGUCGUUGCACGCGCACGUCCUGGCCGAACAGCGCGCCCAGACCGAGCCGAGCAGAAGCCUGUCGAGGAAGGGAAGCCUGUCAAGAAGAGUAUCGAGUAAAUGGAAGAAGGCGACGGGAGGUGUUAAGGCUGAGGAGUCUCCCUCGCAUGGCCACUCCAUUGGCCGAUCAAGCUUGCAAGAGAGCCACUCUUCCAGCCGUAUCAAAGACCGCGGGCAGUCGAUGAACGCAGGGCAAUUUGGUAAGGGCCAUACCCGCUCAGCGACCGACCCGCAGAGCAAAUCGGAGGGUUCUAAGAUUUGGAAGCUCAUGAAGCGGAUUAGCACGGGCGGGCUACGCGACCGCUUCCACGCUGAUACAGCUCCGCCGCCUGUCCCUGCCAUUCCAAAAGAAUUGCUCAACAGUCCCCCUCCCCGCUCCCAGACAGUACACAGAGACGCGCAGGCUACGUCACAUAAGCCUUACAACGCAUCCAUGCCAAGAAGUAUCGCUGGCUCGGGCCCACGACCGAGCAUGGCAACGUCUUCGUCUUCUCCUAAUUCAUCCGAAAUGGCUUCGGCAAGUUUCUUUCAUACAUCACACUCGAGGGGAUCGUCAGUGUCCUCAUAUGGAGAGGAGACUGCGCCGCCUUUUCUCAGUAUGGGGGAUCGGCAUAUCGUCCCCCCACGGGAGUUCAACCAUAUUCUGGGUGAUCACACGAAAGAUCAGGGCUUGAUGUCGCGUUCUGGCAGUCAUGGCCAAAUCUAUUCUGGGCGAGCUACGCCAGAGGCUGACGAUCAGCACCAGGACACCUCGCCACGUACACAUACACAUACAUUCCCGAUCACGCACCCCAUUCAUUCAUUAACGUCCCUCAGAACCCACAGGCUUGGCGAGAAGCCGUCUACAGCCGCAUACACUCAUUUACAUUUACUUCCUGAUGGAAAUACCUCGCUUUCUCCACCACCACGGCCUGCUCGGAGUGCGAUGCGCUCAAGCAGUUUUUCUGGUGAACACGAAUAUGAACAUUCACCUUCCCGAUCCACAUUUGAUGAAGAAUCAACCUCACGAGAUGGAGUAUCUCCAUCUCUCCGUGCGUCCAGCGCUAUCAGCGAGGCGUCUACUGCAAAGAUGGAGUCGUGGUCGAGAUCAUCGACGUCCACAUCCAAAGCCCCAUCAGCCUCAGCCUCGCCCUCGCAACUCCGUUCAGCCAUCAACUACCGCGAACUCAACGCUCCCCGCCGACCGCCCCUCACUGAGCGCGAGAAGGCUGAGAUCUGGGACGACCUCCUCGAGCGCAGCGCGCUAGCAGGAGGAACGCUGCAUCUUGGUGGGAGCGGUGAGCUUGAGUCGGAUAACUUACGGUUUUCGAGCUGUUCUGAGCAUCUGUGAUGUAUGCAUGCAUUUUACCCCGAGCUCCAUCGAUAUAUAUACCCGACAACAGCAUGCACAUGGAUAUACACAUUUGGUUGUAAUUUAAAUGAGCUAAUCGUAAUCGGUCUUGAGGUUGUUGUUCGACGAGACAAGACGUGCUUUGUUUCAAGUAUGUCACGUCGUUACGCCCUUGUCCGUGUAUUUGUUCAAUUAGUGUUGUAUGGUGUCGGCCGCCAGCUGCAGCGUUCCUUCGAAUCGAAUCGUCUCAGCCGUU
Suillus clintonianus is the source of this 2951-nucleotide messenger RNA. RefSeq lists its product as uncharacterized. The transcript has 2 exons. The coding region runs from base 155 to 2695 and encodes 846 amino acids. The record is from RefSeq and is a predicted model, not a curated record. Lineage: Eukaryota; Fungi; Basidiomycota; Agaricomycetes; Boletales; Suillaceae.